UAAUGAAAAACAACAAUAUUCUGAUUUAGUGCCAGCGAGUGAUGGUGAUCAGACCUCAGGCCAGAAGAUCAAACUUGGGUGCUUACAACAUGUACAACCAAAUGGCCAGCGCCCGUCAACCUUCGUUCUCCCAGCAAGAUGGAUAUCUGUAUGCCCUUGGCAUCAACCAACAAUACACGGAGGCCAAUGAAGCACAGAAUCUUCUAAGGACCGUACAAGCCAUCAGGCAGGCAACCUAUGACUCCAGAAUGGGAUCACUGCUUAACCUUUUGUUUACUCUCGCCAUCAGUUUAUUGGCCACGAACUCCACUGGUGCUGUAGCCGGUUAAAUCAUAUGAAUGAGGCUUCAAGAUCUAUUCUCUUAUUUGGUAAUAUACCUUUAAACAUAGUAUAUAGAGC
This is a messenger RNA of Ostrea edulis (European flat oyster), 399 nucleotides long. RefSeq lists its product as uncharacterized. The record is from RefSeq and is a predicted model, not a curated record. The transcript is spliced from 2 exons. NCBI's taxonomy places the organism in Eukaryota, Metazoa, Mollusca, Bivalvia, Ostreida, Ostreidae. The coding region runs from base 42 to 329 and encodes 95 amino acids.